Xyrauchen texanus (razorback sucker) is the source of this 2538-nucleotide messenger RNA. Its product is annotated as nuclear prelamin A recognition factor-like. The transcript has 12 exons. Gene Ontology annotation, molecular function: lamin binding. The coding region runs from base 273 to 1670 and encodes 465 amino acids. The record is from RefSeq and is a predicted model, not a curated record. NCBI's taxonomy places the organism in Eukaryota, Metazoa, Chordata, Actinopteri, Cypriniformes, Catostomidae. Gene Ontology annotation, cellular component: lamin filament.
ACAAUGGAGUCGGUUGCACCGGUGUCAAGGUGUACUGUGUUCCUUCUCCCGCGAGUCUGGCCCAUUCGGAUCAAUGAGAGUUGCGAAACGGAUGACUCUAUGCACAUCAGUGUUAUAUCACCGCCAUGCGAUCAUCUCUGCGCUGUUUUCUGAUGACCAGUUGCCGCAUUCAUGUGUCAAUAGAGAAGUUCCUGCUGUAAAGACUCACUGCUGCGUCUCCUGGGUUCCCUUUAAACAACAAGGUUUCAUGUGUUUUAUGAGUUGCUAAUACAAUGUCUGAAGUCAGUAUUGGAUGGAAAAAGGAAAAGUGUGAGAAUUGCACUAAGCAGUGCAACAAGAAGCAGAGUGGUGAAGGUAUAAACUUACUGCAAGAGAAAGGUGUUGUCAGUGGAGAGGUGAGAGAGACUAGCUCAGUUCAGCAGGUGUUGCUGAGUGCAUGUCUGUCUUGUGAAGGCUGCGUAUCGGAGGACGAAGGCCAGAAAAUCUCUCAACAAAAUCUGGAUGAAAUGAAUCAUGUGCUUGCCCUUAAUAAGAAAUGUGACACUUCAAAGCACAAAGUUCUGGUGGUGUCCUUGUGUCCCCAGUCGCUGCCCUUUUUUGCAGUUAAAUUUAACCUUGAUGUUUCGGCGGCUGCACAGAAACUCUGUGGCUUCCUAAAGAGUGUGGGGGUCCAUUAUGUCUUUGACACUACGGUAGCCGCUAGUUUUAGUAUUUUGGAAAGCCAGAGAGAAUUUGUUCAGCGUUACCGCCGUAAACAUCAUGAUGCCAACGCCAUGCCAAUGUUCACUUCUUCAUGUCCAGGAUGGAUCCGCUAUGCAGAGCGUGUUCUUGGCAGCUUGGUCAAGCCACACAUCUGCACAGCCAGGUCACCUCAACCGAUCAUGGGUUCCUUGGUCAAAGACUUUUUUGCAAGACAACAGAAGCUGUCCCCUGAUCAGGUUUUCCAUGUGGUGGUGGCUCCCUGCUUUGAUAAGAAGCUGGAAGCUGUGAGAGAGGAAUUCUACAACAGCAUUCUAGAGACCAGAGAUGUUGACUGUGUGCUUACAUCAGGAGAGAUUCUCCUGUUGAUGGAACAAAGCAAAGUUACUGCAGAGGAAGUGGACUCUGCUCCUUUGGAUCAUGUAUUUGGUGAGAGCAGUGACCCAGGCAUGAUCAGGCAUGAAGGUCGUGGAUCUGAAGGUUUUCUGGAACACAUUUUCAAACAUGCUGCCAAAGAGCUCUUUGGCCUAGAUGUCCAAGAGAUUGUGUACAAGACACUCAGGAAUAGAGACUUCCAGGAGGUGGCGCUAGAGCGUGAUGGAGAGACCCUCCUUCAGUUUGCUGCAGUCUAUGGCUUCCGGAACAUACAGACACUAGUGCACAGAAUGAGGAAAGGAAAAGUUCCCUACCAGCUAGUGGAGGUGCUCUCCUGCCCUGGAGGUUGUUUAAGUGGGCGAGGACAAGCUGAAGGAGAGGGAGGCAGACCUGACCGCGCUCUUGUUCAGCAAAUGGAAGAGUCCUACUGCAGCUUGCCUGUCCGACUGCCUGAAUCCAAUCCAGAGGUCCAGCGCCUCUACCAGGACUGGCUGGAUGGCCACGACUCCCCACAUGCUCAGCAAUGUCUCCACACUCAGUACAAGAACCACUCACAGCCCCCCUCUCACAUAUCGAGUCCUGCCAUUCAGUGGUGAUUGGAAGGGGCCAUUCUUUUAUUUAGCAUAUCUGGAGCCAAGUUCGGCAUUUCAAGCUUCAAGACUGUCUUUUAGCGAUGUGGCAUGUAUUUGAGGCUUUCUGGGGUCACGUGGACUGCAAUUUGUCUGCAGUAAAAGUUAAAUGAAGGACCAAACUGGCUUUCUGUACUAUACAGUGAUUCAGACUGCUUUACUAAUGAGAAAAUUUGCAUUUAUUAAAGGGAUAAUUUUUACUAAAAUUUAAAUUCUGUCAUUUACUCAACGUCAUGUUGUUCCACACCUGUAUUACUUUUUUGUCUUCUAAGUCACAAUUCACUUCCAUUGUAUUGAAAAAAGAGCAGUGUUCUCUUUCUCCAAAAUGUCUCUUCUUGUGUUCCACAGAAGAAAGUAAGUCAUUUGGAAUAAGAUGACGGUGAGUCAAUGAUGGCAGAAUUUUAUGUUUGGGUGAAUUAUCCCUUUAACUAUUUUUCUCUCUUACAUUGCAGCUAAAUGGAUGUUUUGACAACCAAUCAUCAUAGAGGAAAAGUAUGAUUAAAAGGACUAUAGCAAUAACACAGGACUUUGUCUUCAUCAUGAUAAACAACUGUAUGACUAUUGCCAUUAAUCACUGGAACCUAUUCAUAUGUACUGAAGGAAUUAGCUCUGUGAAUUUUGUAUGAAUAUCAUAUCAUAAAGAUUCAGAGGCAAAACAACAUUAGAGGAAACUAAUACAUGGUGCUAAAUGGAUUAAAAUAAUAAAUUAAAGCUUCAUAAAUCUGAUUGCAUUAAAAAUGCAUGAACUCAUCUUAACAGACUGGCAGUGAUUUUUGUCAUUUAGUUCAUUACUAACAACUCAAGUGCUUUCUGGUAUAUUAGUUUGUAGUUGUAU